AUGGCGUUGAUGCGGGAGCACGGUGGGUGCGGUGGCUUCGACGCCGGCGGCGCCGAUGUCUUCGACGCUCUCGGGUACGGCCACGACGCGCUGCUGGGCUUUGACGCGGCGGCGGCGCUGUUGUUCUGGGGAGGCGGAUCGAACGCCGGCGCUGGCUACGUGGCUGACGGCGGGAACGUCUGCUGGCCGCCGGCGGGCGCGCGGGCGUCAUCGUCCGUCCUGGCGUUCGACCGUCCCACGGAGGCGGAGGAGGAGGAGCGCGACGCUUGGAUCGAUGCCGCGGACCGGACCUACGGCGACGCCGCGGCGCGCGCGCCGCCGGCGGUGUCCGUGGGCUUCGACGCGGCCACGGGGUGCUUCACCCUGACGGAGCGAGCGGCGUCGUCGGGCGGCGCGGGGCGGGCGACGUUCGGCCUGCUGUUCCCGAGCACGGCGGCGCCGGUGCGCGCCACGCAGAAGCGGACCUACGGUGUGGAGCCGCCGGCCGCCGUGAGCCCCAAGAAGCACUGCGGCGCGGGCAGGAAGGCCACCGGCAAGGCCAAGUCGGCGCCCACCAUGCCGACCAAGGACCCGCAGAGCCUCGCGGCCAAGAGCCGGAGGGAGCGGAUCAGCGAGCGGCUCCGGACGCUGCAGGAGCUGGUGCUCAACGGCACCAAGGUCGACCUGGUCACCAUGCUCGAGAAGGCCAUCAGCUACGUCAAGUUCCUCCAGUUGCAAGUCAAGGUUCUCGCAACGGACGAGUUCUGGCCGGCGCAGGGAGGAAAGGCGCCGGAGAUCUCCCAAGUGAGGGAGGCGCUCGACGCCAUCUUGUCGUCGGCGUCGCAGAGGGGGCAACUGAUGAAUUAGCUAGAAGAUAAAAGACCAUAGCUCUGGAUCAAACGCAUAUGAUAGAAUUUACUAGUAACAUCGAACUACCUCGUUCGAAGAUGAAUAAGGAGGCAAAUGCAUAAGUAAUAACAGUUUGAUCUUGUU
Panicum virgatum (switchgrass) is the source of this 972-nucleotide messenger RNA. RefSeq names its product transcription factor RHD6-like. Gene Ontology annotation, molecular function: protein dimerization activity; RNA polymerase II cis-regulatory region sequence-specific DNA binding; DNA-binding transcription factor activity, RNA polymerase II-specific. Gene Ontology annotation, biological process: regulation of transcription by RNA polymerase II. Gene Ontology annotation, cellular component: nucleus. The record is from RefSeq and is a predicted model, not a curated record. Lineage: Eukaryota; Viridiplantae; Streptophyta; Magnoliopsida; Poales; Poaceae. The transcript has 4 exons. Bases 1 to 846 code for a protein of 281 amino acids.